CCAAAUUGAACAAAAUCUCAAAAAUUUACUUUUUUUUCUAAUUUCGUUUAUGUCAACAGUCAGUGUUGUAGUGAUGUUAUCUAAAAACCAGUUGGUAGCAAUUUAGAAGCAAAUGAAGAAAAACAUACCUUGGAUAAGUUAUUUUGAUGUACUUUAACUAUUUUCAAAUUCAUUGCAGCUCAGAGAGCUUUAAACAGACAUUCAGUUUAUUUUGUAAUAGUUGAUGCUCAUUUACGGUUCCAAUGAAUUACUUCUCGGAUUCAUGUUUGUGAAGAAUAACUUUCAAAUCCGUUAGUAUGAAAUGAAAUCGAUAUUGUUUAAAACCAUUUUAUCACUACCAUUUCGCGGUUAGUGUUAUUCUACACUUAUGUAGUCCUUACGUUAUCAAAUAAACAGUACACUUGCUAACUAUAUAGCAAUUUUCUUAAAACUGACACAUUGUAACAAAACAGUACAAACACUGGCGUAAUGUCAAUACUAAUUAUCAGUAUAGUCGUGUAUAAAAAUUGGAACAUUACUAAAACAAGACAUGUAAGGAUAUUCUAAAUUCUACAUAUUACGAGGGAAUAAUUUCAUGUUUUGAUUAAUAUCAGUGGAUUGUAAACUUUAAGCCAUCAUUUUAAAGAACACGUGUUUUUGAAACGUUGACAAGAUUAGAUGGUAAUACAUGUUGAAUACAAACUUAAAUAUUUUACAAUAUUUGAAUGGAUAUAGUUAAAAAUUCCAGACAUAACUUAAGUAAAUGAUCCCCGUUGUAAGUUAGAAAAAAAGUUAUUUGUCAAGUUUAAGGCACUUUUAUGAGGGACGUUGGACUAAUGGCUACAGAGGAUACAAUAUAAGUUUAACUUACGCCAGAUCCCAGUUGGCUUACAAUUCAUUAGGUAACACGGCCAGACUGUAUCUUACAAAAUAUAACUAUUGGAAAUUCUACACAGACUACAUAACAAACUACAGAAAGUUUGUAAACCUUGUAAAAAGACAUAUUAGUUGAUCAAGAACUAUUUCAGUCUAUCAAAGGACUUUACAAGCCGUGUUAAAAGAUGAACUCCAUUUAUAAUACAUCAUCGUGGACAAACGCAAGUUCUGUGAAUGAAUUAUUUGAUCAUGACAACUCUGAUGUGCAAAAUAGUGCACAUUCAAAAAGUAAUGGAACAUUUCAAACACAUGAAGGAUCUGGAAUAAUUUUGACUGAGGCUAGACAGGUUGUGAAUGGGACCAGUAAGGAAGUAGAGUCUAGAUAUCCUCCAAGAUUAAUGCAAGUGUUUGCAGCCCUUCGAAAAGAAUGCCAGGAUAAAAUGCAAACUGAUCUUGCAUUCAAAUCAGAUGAACCUUAUUGCGGGCGGAAUGUUGACAUGUGGGGUGGGUGCUGGCCUGACACUCCGGCAGGUUCAAUGGCAGUCAUUAAUUGUCCGGCGAUUCCGGCGUUUGAUACAAACAAGCACGCAUACAGACAAUGCACAGAAAAUGGAACAUGGUUUAACAACCGUACUGCAGGGAUUAGACGGGUUGACUACAGCGAGUGCCUUUUAAAAGACAAAGACAUCGUGGAUGAUACGAAAUACAUUUACAUCUUUAUUGGUGGUUUUUCCUUAUCGCUGGUCAUGCUGAUUAUAUCGCUAGCAAUUUUCUUUAGAUUUAAACAGCUUCGGUGCGAGCGAAUCACUAUACACAAAAAUCUGUUUAUAUCAUAUGUACUUACUGGGACAGCGUGGAUCCUGUACUAUAUUCUGGUUGCAUUAGAUGGUGACGUCCUCUUACAUAACCCGGUCUGGUGUAGGAUUCUGCAUGUUCUUUGUCAGUAUUUCACCGUCUGUAAUUUCCUUUGGAUGUUCUGCGAAGGUCUUUACAUAAAUACAAUUAUGGUUUACGCCUUCAGCUCUGGCAAGAAACUCAUUCUUAGCUGUUAUGUAAUAGGAUGGGGCGUUCCUCUAUUGUUAACAGGAAUAUAUGCUGGGAUCCGAAACAACACAUUCCACCAAACAGUAGACUGCUGGAUUGGUGAAAGCGAUCUACAAUGGAUAAUGUUUGGACCAGUUGUGUUUUCUAUAGUGGUAAAUGCUAUAUUUCUAAUAAAUAUUGUCCGGCUAUUGGUAACGAAGCUUCGACAGAUGCCGGAGGCUGAUCAAACCAAAAAAGCCACGAGAGCUACAUUAAUAUUAGUUCCAUUACUUGGUCUACAAUAUUUAUUGUUGCCAAUUAGACCGCCCCCAGACUCGAAGUUAGAGGAAAUUUAUCACAUAUUGGUUGCUAUUUUAAUAUCAUCACAGGGUGCUUUUGUUUCUUUGAUGUAUUGCUUUCUAAACGGAGAGGUAAUAAGUGUGAUGCGCCGGAAGUACAAACAACAUAGGCUAAUGACGACAAAGCGUAGUAGUUUACGAUCUUCUUCCUGUCCAGCACAAGGAAACACAGUCAGUGACAUGGACGUGCCUUUACAACACAAUGGAAAUUGCUUUCAAGACGAAAAGUGUGACAUAUCUGAGAAAACACCUUUAGGAAAAGAUAGUGUAUGAAAACGAAUACGAAACGGAUAUCAAAUGCAUCCUCACCGUACCUCGUUGAAAAGCUGCAAAGUCUGCUUUGAAAAACGAUGGCACACACGCAGCUGCUCCUUGAAGAUCUCAUGAAGAACAUGUGAUUGCUUGAACGUAGAUUGCAAAGCGCGCGUUAUUGUUACUGGUUGUGUGAUAGUACGCUCAAGUUGUAAUACAAUUAUAGUUACAUAUCAGCGAAUGUGAUAAUUUUAUUGUGUUUUAGAUGCUUCUCUGAAUUAUCUCUCUAACAAUAGCGCUUUACACGUCAAGAAUGUACUACGUCAUGCAAGAUAAGAAGUUCUGUUUACAUAUUCACAUUAAAAUACAGAACAAAAGACGAAGUGGAACAAAUUACUGAAUUGUCGAGUGCCUCAGAUAUUGCGCUAAAUGAGGCUAUACUACACACAUUUUGAAGCUCUUGUAAUUUUUAUAAUGGCAGAUCUUAUUUGAAAGAAGUAUAGAUCUACUUUUGCGUUUUCAAGACCCAGCUAACCCUAAUUAUUAUACAAAUAAUUUCUAAAAUACGUUUGUGAAUUAAAAUUGUUUUAAGAUUCUUGGUAACAACAUGGUAUCGAGAAAUAUUCGCAAUCCCUGCUGAAGGAGGAGAUAUUGCGCGACUCCAAAAGCGCAGUAUUUUCCGUAAAAAAAUGAAUGCAUAUUUUUCAAAGCAAAAUUACUAACUUCCUUUUAUAACGCAUCUACACUUUUAGUAUUACAUUAAUGAAAAGAAAAUAUUCCUUAAGCUACUCGAAAAGUUAAAGCAUCACAUGAAUACUUUUUCGCAUGACGACACACAUCGAAAUGACGUCAAAAAUGACAUCACACACACGUUUUGCACUUUUGACAGAACAUACCUCAGUCCUUUUGCAAGUACACCUAGAAUGAAAUGCACUGGUAAUAAUAUGGUAUAUUUCAGAUCAAUAUUUGAUGAUUUAUUGUUCAGAGUAUCUAUUGGAACUUUUGAGCCAUAAAUUAAAGAAUAGUUGAUACAUCUUGGUGCAAUGAUUUAGGUUGCCCAGUAGAAAUAUUUGAAUUUUUAUGUGCUGUUAAAAUAUUGUGUUAAAACAUGCAUAUUUCUUUCUUUUACAACUACCUUUAAAAAUUGUUCCAAAUUAGAAAUAGACUUAUAGAGUAUUAUUGCCUAACAACUAUUUUAAUCAGAUGCAUGUAUAUAUAUAUGAUAAGUGACUCAUAUUUUCCAGCCUGUGAGUGUUUAAUGUUAUUGAUUACACAUGACUUAUAGCUACGUAAAACGUUGAAUUAAAAGUGAAAGUUAAAGCAAGUA
Mercenaria mercenaria is the source of this 3816-nucleotide messenger RNA. RefSeq names its product calcitonin receptor-like. Gene Ontology annotation, molecular function: G protein-coupled peptide receptor activity. Gene Ontology annotation, cellular component: plasma membrane. The transcript has 14 exons. Bases 1041 to 2510 code for a protein of 489 amino acids. The record is from RefSeq and is a predicted model, not a curated record. Gene Ontology annotation, biological process: cell surface receptor signaling pathway; adenylate cyclase-modulating G protein-coupled receptor signaling pathway. Lineage: Eukaryota; Metazoa; Mollusca; Bivalvia; Venerida; Veneridae.